AUGUGUUUAAAUACCAGAUAUAUUGACCUAGUGAAUCACUACAAUGCAUUGUCUUAUGAUUCUCCAGCGUUUGCCAAUCUAGUUUUUUGGCGUUGUCAACAGUUAUGUCAUGUGAAAUAUAGAUGUGCACUAUGGGGUGAACAUCAACAAGUUUUAAAUUCACUUCGUAUUGUUUUAAAUCAGGGACCAGAAAUUAUCACUAGCUCUAAUUUCGAAAAUGUGUUUAAAUACCAGGUAAAUGAACGAUAUAUUGACCUAGUGAAUCACUACAAUGCAUUGUCUUAUGAUUCUCCAGCGUUUGCCAAUCUAGUUUUUUGGCGUUGUCAACAGUUAUGUCAUGUGAAAUAUAGAUGUGCACUAUGGGGUGAACAUCAACAAGUUUUAAAUUCACUUCGUAUUGUUUUAAAUCAGGGACCAGAAAUUAUCACUAGCUCUAAUUUCGAAAAUGUGUUUAAAUACCAGGUAAAUGAACGAUAUAUUGACCUAGUGAAUCACUACAAUGCAUUGUCUUAUGAUUCUCCAGCGUUUGCCAAUCUAGUUUUUUGGCGUUGUCAACAGUUAUGUCAUGUGAAAUAUAGAUGUGCACUAUGGGGUGAACAUCAACAAGUUUUAAAUUCACUUCGUAUUGUUUUAAAUCAGGGACCAGAAAUUAUCACUAGCUCUAAUUUCGAAAAUGUGUUUAAAUACCAGGUAAAUGAACGAUAUAUUGACCUAGUGAAUCACUACAAUGCAUUGUCUUAUGAUUCUCCAGCGUUUGCCAAUCUAGUUUUUUGGCGUUGUCAACAGUUAUGUCAUGUGAAAUAUAGAUGUGCACUAUGGGGUGAACAUCAACAAGUUUUAAAUUCACUUCGUAUUGUUUUAAAUCAGGAAAUAAAUGUUGAAUUAGCUUCAAUGUUAGAAAAAUGCAAUCGAGCAUAUGAAUGUCCAACAGUUAAAAUGAACUUAAUGAAAGAUCGAUAUGAACGUCGAUUAACUGAUUUAAACAGUGAAUGUACAAGUUUACAAAAUAUUUCUCAAGAGAUUUAA
This is a messenger RNA of Schistosoma mattheei, 1026 nucleotides long. The record is from the annotation of a GenBank genome assembly. Lineage: Eukaryota; Metazoa; Platyhelminthes; Trematoda; Strigeidida; Schistosomatidae.